AUGGUCGAUUCAACCCCUCCAGCUCAUGAGGUGCCCGCCAUGCCUAGUGGGUUAAAGGUCGGGAAACCAAACUACAUCAUAUUCAUGCCUGAUCAGCUCCGUUACGAUUCUCUAGGCUGCAGUGGGAACAAGUACGUCAAAACGCCCAACAUUGACAAAUUCGCCGCCGAAGGGACGCGAUUUACGAACUGCUUCGUGCAGGCUUCGGUUUGUGCCCAGUCGCGGUGCAGCAUCUUCACUGGCAACUACAGCCACGUUGCCGGCCACCGCUCGCUUGAGAAUCUCAUCAAGCCCUGGGAACCCAACCUGUUCAGGUCGCUCAAAGAACGAGGCGGGUACCACGUAGCUUGCCUAGCGCCACGCGGAGAUAUGUUUGCGCCAACAGUCACCGAGCUCUCUGUCGACGAGUAUGGCUUUCUCGAGACGCCAGAGUUCACGUCACGCUGGGGCUCGUUCAAGGACGAUGACGGCAACAAAGAAGACAUCUUCAAGCGGCUCUUCUAUCGUGGUCUUCGGGACGCGAAGGAAGCAGAAGACUAUGACGACGCCGUUGUGCGUUCUGCGCUCAAGUGGCUGGAAAAGCCUCCCGAGGGCCCCUGGUUGUUGUUCAUGCCGUUGAUGUUCCCCCAUUUGCCGUUCAUGGUGGAAGAACCGUACUUUUCCAUGUACGAUCGCAGUGAGAUGCCGCCACCCAGCAGCCCAGAGGAUAAGACUGGUCACGAGCCACAAUACAUGAAGAUCAUCCGUGAAAAAUACGGGACGAGUCGCGCAACGCCCGAGAUUUGGGCCGAGAUAAAGGCGACCUACUACGGCAUGAUAUCUCGUCUUGACGAUCAAUUUGGCAAAUUGAUGGAGAAGACGAAAGCUCUUGGCCACUGGGACAACACGAUUACCAUGUUUUUCACAGACCAUGGCGAGUACCUCGGCGACCAUGGACUUGUGGAGAAGUGGCCCUCGGGCGUGUCCGACAGUCUCACACAUGAGCCCUUGAUUGUUGGAGGCUGUGGUCUGCCGAGUGGUGUCGUGUACGAGGGCAUGGCGGAGAUGGUCGACCUGAUGCCAACCUUGUUCCAAUUCAGCGGAAUACCAGAGCACUUUCCACAUUGUGGGCGAUCCAUGGCGGAACUUCUCACCUCCGCAGCCAGGAGCGGCGGUCACGGUGACGACGAAUCGUCUGUAGAACAUAAAAAGUACGCUUUCUCUGAAGGGGGCUUCCUCUCAAGCGAGGAACCUCUUUUGGAGCGGGCUGGCUACCCCUACGACAUUAAAGCGGCACUCCAACACGACGACACGGAAGUAGUGGGAAGAGCCGUAGCUUGUCGGGACAGGAAAUGGACAUACAUCUAUCGGUUGUAUGAACCACCCGAGCUGUACGAUCGAGAGAGGGAUGUGGGCGAGCUCCACAACUUGGCGGAGGAAGCUGAGUAUGUCGAGGUGAGGCGAAAGAUGGAGGCGGUCAUUCUGCGGUGGAUGAUGAGCACCAGCGACUUUGUGCCAUGGAAGAAAGACCCCAGGUUUCCAGAAGUGCUCGCAGGGAAAACGCCGAAAGAGCAGUGGGAAGCAAGAACUGCGCGGUAA
Messenger RNA from Verticillium nonalfalfae, 1578 nucleotides. RefSeq lists its product as uncharacterized. The transcript is spliced from 3 exons. The coding region runs from base 1 to 1578 and encodes 525 amino acids. Lineage: Eukaryota; Fungi; Ascomycota; Sordariomycetes; Glomerellales; Plectosphaerellaceae. The record is from RefSeq and is a predicted model, not a curated record. Gene Ontology annotation, molecular function: iduronate-2-sulfatase activity.